GACCUCAGGACUCGUGGGGCGAUUCCCCGGCGAUGUUGCGCUUAUGUUUCUUCAUGCUGUUGUACCAUCCACACAGCUCCCUCGCCCUCCCUCCCUUCCUGUCCUCUUUCUUCUCUCCUCUCCCUCUCUCUCUUCCUCUCUCUCUCUCUCUCUCUCUCGUUCUCUCUUUCCCUGUCUUUCUCUUUCCCACUGUCUUCCUGCUCGGACCAUGGAACCCAACAGUCCCAAGAAGAUCCAGUUUGCGGUUCCGCCUCUACAGAACCACCUAGACCCACAAGCUGCAGAACAUAUCAGGAGGAGAAGACCUACACCAGCCACUCUGGUCAUAUACAGCGACCCUUCAGCAGCAGCUGACGACAAGCGGACGACGGGCAAUCCAGGAGAGGCCCCGGGUGCAGAACCAGCCCCUCCGCAGGUGGAUCUGAGGGAUUACGCCCCGCCCACCAUGAGAGAGCUGCAGCUGGUCAUGGAGCAGCACCUUCAGAAGCAGGAAGACAUGGAGGCAGGACCAAGUGUAGGCAUGGAGCCCUCGAGUCCAGUCACGGAGCAGUAUUGCCCCAGUAUUGGCCAAUGGACCAAUUACAGCAACCCGCAGAACAAUGGGAAUGAGGGUUACACAAGUUCACUUCAUAGUGCGGAGGAGAGCAUGGAAAGCAGCUCCACUGCAGGUAAGUUCCAUGUGCUGCUGUUAUUCUUCACCAUAAAGAAUGGAUCAUCGAUGAAUUUACAUUAUGAGCUUGAAAUUGCUGUUCAUGAGAAAUGUAUUCCCUGCUAUAUACCUGUGUGGUAUUCUCAGAGAAAGAUUGAUGAAGAAAUAUAUGUAGUUUGAGAUUCCUGAUCCUCCAAAAAACAAACAGAACUGUAGAUUUCUGAAAUCUGACAAGUUAACAUAAACCUAGAAUGAAUUCCUUCAGGAUACGGGAACUGAAGUGCUUGCCAGGUGUCCGUUUAAACACGUAAGGGGAGGAAAAGCAGCCAGCAAAACAAGCCCGGUCACCUGACAGCCCUGUGAGAGAGCUGUGGCCACAGGGGGCAGCGGCACGGAACAGCCAUCUGAUGUCUGCAAGCCAAACCUCUUUAUGUCACGAACAAUUUGUCUCCAUGGUAUCUAGAGGGCGGUACCUUCUUCAGUGUUUUAAUCCUUGACAUUUGUUCUGAACACAGACCUUCCUGUCUCGCCAUUGCAAGCAUCAAUAUGAUGUAAAUAUUACUUCCUGAAUGGCUGAUUUCAAGCGAUAUUCUGGAGACUGGAGAGGCUGUCCCUCAGGAUUAUUUAUACGAUUGCUUUGCGUUGUGUUCUCUUCUUCUCUUUUUCUGGUUUGUAUGAUCUUAUUGUGUAUAAUGUUCAUCUUCAUCAAUGUAUUUACGGUGCCUUACAGGAGAUUUGUCAGCAUCAGAGUUCCAGCAGGGAACCCUGUCCAGUCCAUCGUCCAUCUCUCGAUAGCCAGACUACCCUGAGGAGCUUUCUUCUGGCCUACAGCUGUCCUUCACCCACCAAAAUGCAUCUCACACCACAAGCCGCCAUCGCCACCUCCAUUCUUACCCACAGUUCAGCAAUAGUUUUCUCGCUAUAUACCGUGUUGGUAUUUAUUAUAUAAAAUUAGAUUUUUAUCUAUGGUUUGUUCUGACGGGAGAUGGCAUGGUGAUUUUCAUAAUGAUCUUUUUAGAUAAAGAAUACUUGUAUCAUUUCCAAUGGUUUGUCUAAGUUUGGCCUUGUUAAAGCAUUUAAUCCACCUGUGUAAUGUG
Messenger RNA from Paramormyrops kingsleyae, 1746 nucleotides. The record is from RefSeq and is a predicted model, not a curated record. NCBI's taxonomy places the organism in Eukaryota, Metazoa, Chordata, Actinopteri, Osteoglossiformes, Mormyridae.